Messenger RNA from Porites evermanni, 318 nucleotides. The record is from the annotation of a GenBank genome assembly. NCBI's taxonomy places the organism in Eukaryota, Metazoa, Cnidaria, Anthozoa, Scleractinia, Poritidae.
ACUAACUACGGACAGGGGACCAUCAAGAUUGUCCGAAAAGCGGAAAAUACCACACGUCAAAUAGCGCGCCAUAGAAAUCAUUUAGUGUUCAACUUGCGAUGUAAAGGCGAAUGUGUCAUUCCUCCAAGCCUUCGCUUAAAGUGCCCUAUUAAUUCCGACAAAGUAAGAAACAUUGUAGAGAAAGCCAGAAAGAACCUUCUUCGAGAGAGGAUUCGGCCAACAAACCAGAAAAUAAUUCAUUUACAAGACAAGAAGCGGUGUUUAGCGGAGCGAUUCCCAAGCGACGUCCAACAACAAUUAAACGCGCGCCUAACAAGA